AUGACGAGUCCUAUCGUGCUAGGCGUGCUGGCAUUGCUAGCGGCAGGCUUUCUGUAUCUAUUCCUCUUCGUCGGCAGAAGAGAGAAACACCUCCCUCCCGGUCCACCCACAUACCCCGUCUUAGGCAAUCUCCCCCAAAUCCCUCUCAAAGGCGCUCACUUCCAGUUCACCAAAUGGGCCCGCGAGUAUGGCGGCAUCUACUCUCUCAAACUGGGAACCGGUACCGCAGUGGUCAUCACCGACCGCAAGCUCGUCAAAGAACUCGUCGACAAGAAGAGCUCCAAAUACUCCGAACGACCCAAAUCCUAUGUGGCCAAUCUCAUCAGCGGCGGCGACCACAUCUUGUUGAUGGAAUAUGGCAAUCAGUGGCGAGAUACGAGGAAGCUGCUCCAUGGCACGUUCAUGGAGAAGACGUGCGAUGAAAGCCAUAUCCACUUGCAAGAAGCUGAGGCACGGCAGAUGAUCCGCGACUAUCUUCUCAAGCCUGAGGAUCAUAUGCUUCAUCCUAAACGCUUUUCCAAUUCGGUGACCAUGAGCCUCGUCUGGGGCGUCCGAACACCCACUCCUCACACCCGGCAUAUGGAGCGUCUAUACUCGUUGAUGGAAGUCUGGUCCAAAGUCAUGGAGCCCGGUGCAACCCCACCCGUCGACAUCUACCCAUUCCUGCACUACCUCCCACAAUCCAUCUUCCUCAACUGGGUUGAUCGAGCAACCCACGUGCAGAAGGAGAUGAACCACUUGUAUGCUGAUUUCCUCGCCGACAUCCGGGCUCGACGCAAGAAAGAAGGCAGCCGUGGCGCUUUCAUGGAUAAAGUCCUCGAUCAGAUCGACAGCGAGAAACGAAUGGAUGGCUUGAGCUACAAAGACCAUGAACUGUGGUUCAUGGGCGGGACUCUAACCGAAGGCGGCAGCGACACCACGGCCUCAAUCCUCACCGCCUUCGUCCAAGCCAUGGCCACACACCCCCACAUCCAAACGCGCGCCCAAGCCGAACUCGACGCCCAAAUCCCCUCAACGCGCUCCCCAACCUGGUCCGACUACCCCUCCCUCCCCUACAUCGGCCAAUGCAUCAAAGAAGCCCACCGCUGGCGCCCCGUAACCCCGCUCGCCUUCCCGCACGCCCUCGCCACCGACGACACCACUCUCGAAGGCUACCACCUCCCCGCCGGCACCACGGUCAUCAUCAACGCCUGGGGAAUGCACAUGGACCCGGAGCGGUUCGCGCAUCCGGAGAGUUUCGACCCAGACCACUUCAAAGGCUGCACGCGCCUCGCGCCGGACCUCGCGAAUGGCAAGUGGGAGGAACGCGAUCAUUACGGGUAUGGAUCCGGGAGGAGGUUUUGUCCGGGCGCGCACCUCGCUGAGAGGAAUCUCUUUCUCGCGAUGGCGAAGUUGUUGUGGGCGUUUGAGAUCAAACCGAAGAAGAAGAACGGAGGGGAGGGUGAGGGUGAAGGUGAAGUGAGAAUCGACACGGAUCCCGUGACGGGGUAUUGUGAGGGAUUCUUGGUCUGCGCGAAUGAUUUCGAGGCGGAGUUUGUAGUUCGAGGGGAUGACAGGAGGGAGACGAUUUUGAGGGAGUUUGAGGAGGAUAAGGGGUUGUUUGGGAGGUUUGAGGCGGUGGGGGUUGAGAGGGCUUGA
Molecule: messenger RNA, 1638 nt
Organism: Zasmidium cellare ATCC 36951
Lineage: Eukaryota; Fungi; Ascomycota; Dothideomycetes; Mycosphaerellales; Mycosphaerellaceae
Exons: 2
Coding region: 1-1638 (545 amino acids)
Molecular function (GO): heme binding; monooxygenase activity; iron ion binding
Source: RefSeq, a predicted model, not a curated record